Molecule: messenger RNA, 1470 nt
Organism: Yamadazyma jaroonii
Lineage: Eukaryota; Fungi; Ascomycota; Pichiomycetes; Serinales; Debaryomycetaceae
Source: the annotation of a GenBank genome assembly
AUGAAAUUCGCUAAAGAGUUAGAGCAAACAUUAGCAGACGAUGAGAUACCUGAAGAAUGGGUAGAGGCAGCCAUUCAAUAUAAAGCUUUGAAGAAAUGUAUAGGAAGAGUUGUCAAGGAAUUGAAUUAUGUUGGUUUGGAAAGGAAUACUUUGAAGUUACUCCUUGAAAACAUCGAAAUCAAUGAAAAAGAUACCACUGCAUCAAAUCCUAUUGUUGCAAAAUAUGUAUUAAAAAAAUCCAAAAUCCACAAUGAAAUUGUUCCUAGUUUGAAGAUUGUGGUAGAUUAUAAUGAAGAAUUGACCGAUGAUUAUAUCAAUGAAAGUAUCACCAUGUUGAAGAAGAAAUUAGAAAAUAUUGUUGUUGGUACUACCAGUGAUAGUGAAAAUAAUGAAGAAUUCCUUUCGAUUGAUCAACAAUUAAACUCAACUCAUUUGGGUGAUCAUGACGAUGCGUCUACCAUAAAAUCAUUUGAAAGUGAUAAGACCGACAAAUCAAAAGAUCGUGCUGAAAGAGAAACUGCUUUAUCUCCUAGAACUACAAUUGAGCAAAUACCUGGAUUUCCCAAAAAAUACACUAUCACCAUUAAAUUAAGAUCUGAUGCAAAAUUUUUCCAUAUGUUGAAUGAAGAAUUAUUGGUCCUUGAUCAAUUAAGAAAUAAGGAGGAAGAAAGAUUAAUCAAAGAUAUUCAAAUUGUGAGUAAUACCAUGAAUGAGUUAUCUACCAAAGAAAGUCUCAAAAAAGGUGAUAUGUAUAAAUGGAGGGAAUUAUUCCGAAUGUUUAUUGACAGUGAGAUAUAUUUCAAGACAAACAACACUGAAGUGAAAACAUUUCAAAAUUCUAGUGACAGUGUGGAGAAAAGACUUGAACAAUUUAAAGAGAAUGUCAAUAAAACUAAGAUUUUAACAACUUUCAAGAAUAAAAAGUCUUUAAAUACGUUCCAAGAAUUUCUUUAUAUAAAUGAGAGAUUAUUAAGAGUUUUGAAAUUCCAGUCCAUUAACUCCAAAGCUUUGACCAAAAUCUUGAAGAAAUUUGAUAAACAAACUUCAUUAAAUGUUAAAAUGAAAGUUCCAAACUUAAUCACUCCUGACCAUAUUUUCAUGAAUGGUUCAUCUAUCUCCAAGACUAUCUGCUCCAUUAUUCAAACCAACAUCUUAACUGUCAUCCCACAAUUGGACGAUUACCUUUGUCCUAUUUGUGCUGAUAUUGCAUAUAAGCCCAUUAGAUUGAGUUGUAAUCAUGUAUUCUGUGUUAGAUGUAUGGUAAAGCAUAUGCAAGCCAAUCAUGAUGAAUGUCCUUUGUGUAAAAAAAGUAAAGCUGUUGAGGAAGCCGAUUCCUCUAACAUUGAUGUUGAUUUGGCUUUAAAAAUGGUGAAGUUCUUCCCUAAAGAGACUAAAGCCAAGUUAAAAGAGAGACAAAAGGAACGUUAUAACGAAUUCGCCAACACCGAUUCCAAAUGUAUAAUAACGUAA